Molecule: messenger RNA, 1428 nt
Organism: Aplosporella prunicola CBS 121167
Lineage: Eukaryota; Fungi; Ascomycota; Dothideomycetes; Botryosphaeriales; Aplosporellaceae
Exons: 3
Coding region: 1-1428 (475 amino acids)
Cellular component (GO): nucleus
Molecular function (GO): DNA binding
Source: RefSeq, a predicted model, not a curated record
AUGGGCAAGAAGAAGAGAGGUCACCCUGAUGUCGAAGAGAUCCUUGCGCGUCCUUGGUGCUACUACUGUGAGCGCGACUUCGACGACCUGAAGAUCUUGAUAAACCACCAAAAAGCCAAGCAUUUCAAGUGCGAACGAUGCGGUCGCCGGCUCAUGACGGCUGGAGGUUUGAACGUCCAUAUGACCCAGGUCCACAAAGAGACCUUGACUCAGGUCGAGAAUGCGCUUGCCAACCGAUCUGGUCUCGACUAUGAAAUCUUCGGUAUGGAGGGAAUUCCGGAAGACGUCUUGCAGGCGCACAACCAACGCGUGCUCCAACAGUACUACGAACAGCAGGCGGAGCGUCGCGCUGCGACCGGCAACCCACCACCUGGGACAGGCACGUCCAACGCGGGCAACAACGGGCCUAAGAAACCAAAGCUUGAGCCGAAAGAGAGUUUGAAGGCACGCUUGGCGGCCCAUAAGGCGAAGAAGGCUGCCGAAGCUGCUGGCGAAAGCAGUGGAGACGUCACCCCUGUUGCGGCUCAAAGCCCUGCUGCUUUUCCGCAGGCCGUUUCGCCAGGCUACCAUCAGCCUCAGAUGCCGUAUUCUGCUCCCCAAGGCAGUCCGCCUCAGGCUGCGUACGUCCAGCCGUAUGGUCAGCCUUCUUACCCCGCGCAGUCGUCACCAUUUUCUCAACAGCCCCCAUACGCUCAACAGCCACCCUUCCCGGCUCAGCAGGGUUACGGUGCUCCGCCAUAUCCCGCGCCUGGAGCUGCUCCCUUUUCGCCAACCGGGCAACAAUAUCCCCAGCCCGCUGCCUCUCCCUACCAGGCGUCAUUCCCGGGCGGCCCUCCCCGUCAGCCGGGCUCUGGUUCGCCUUCGGUUCCCUACCCGUACGGCGCGCACCAACCGCCUCCCAGUCGCACUCCUCCGAACAAUGCACCGGGUCAACAGAGACAAGGAAGCUUGCCGGCCGCGCCUGGUCUUCCGUCGCGCCCGGCGUUCGCUGCUCCACAGGUGAAUGCGUUCCAAAUGCAACAGAUGCAUCAGGGCCACGUUCCACCCCCAGCAAAUGGUCCGCCUGGUGGGUUCGCCAAUGGUCCUGCGCAGACCAACGGCCAUGGCCAGCCACCAGCGCAAGAGUCCAUUCCAGGCCUCGAGGCGUCUGUUGAUGAGCUCAUAUCAAGCGCAGGCCAACAAGCUGCCGCCCCGAAGGAAGAAACAGCCGAGCAAGCCGACAAGAAGGCGAAGAAGAAGGAUGAUAAGAACAUUAACUUGGUUUACUCCGACAACCAUGUAAGUCCUGAGGAAAAAAUGGCCCAGCUACCUAGGUACGCAUUCGACCCCGCCGUCAGGAUCAAGGACGAGCGAGUCGUCGGUGCGGUGGAGCCUGCUGUUACCGGCAUCACCACCGGUCCUGGUGAUGUGAUCGACCGCACAGAGUAG